Aspergillus nidulans FGSC A4 is the source of this 1072-nucleotide messenger RNA. Its product is annotated as protein cipB. Gene Ontology annotation, biological process: secondary metabolic process. Lineage: Eukaryota; Fungi; Ascomycota; Eurotiomycetes; Eurotiales; Aspergillaceae. The coding region runs from base 17 to 1072 and encodes 351 amino acids. Gene Ontology annotation, molecular function: oxidoreductase activity, acting on NAD(P)H; oxidoreductase activity. The transcript is spliced from 2 exons. The record is from RefSeq and is a predicted model, not a curated record.
CCAGAACCGCCUUUAUAUGAGCCAUUGCCUCCGUUCAUCCUUCAUAUCAAUCUUAUCACGGCCUGAUUUCAGAUUUUCAGUCCAUCGCAAGCCUUUUCUUCGCAGCAUCUCGACCACCUCCGUCAGAAUGGCCGCCAACAUCAACAACGCCGCCGCCUGGCUGACUGAAGCCAAGGCGCACCCUUUCCAAGUUAAGGAGGCGCCCUCUUACACGCCUGAGGAGAACGAGAUCCUGGUUAAGAACCAUGCUGUGGCCAUUAACCCAGUCGACGGCAGCCUGCAAUCCAAGGCCUGGUGGCCUAUGAACUAUCCGACCAUUCUGGGCCAGGAUGUCGCCGGCGAGGUCGUGCAGGUCGGCCCAAAUGUCGCCCGCUUCCAGCCGGGCGACCGCGUGGUUGGCCAUGCCGUGGGCAUGGCUACCAAGCGCCUUCAAGAUAAUGCCUUCCAAGCCUACACUAUUCUCCAGACAAACAUGGCCAGCCAGCUCCCCAGCGAGAUCUCCUACGAAGACGCGGCCGUGCUGCCUCUGGGCCUCUCCACUGCCGCCUCGGGUCUUUUUCAGGACGACGUGGGCAGCAACGCCAUUCAGCUCGGCGUUGCCGCUGGGUAUGAGGUGUUCACGACCGCCUCGCCCAAGAACUUUGACUACGUCAAGGAACUCGGCGCCAGCCAAGUCUUCGACUACCACAGUGCGACAGUUGCACAGGAUCUCGUGGCGGCGCUUCAGGGCAAGACCGUCGCCGGCGCGAUGGAUUGCAUCGGGUUCGCCGCCACCCCGCUUACAGUCGAGGUGGUCUCCAAGUCCCAGGGGGUCAAGUUUGUGUCCACGGUCAAGGGUGGGUUCCAGGCCCCUGAGGGCGUGACGGUCAAGAGCGUCUUCGGUACUACGAUCAAGGAUAAUCAGGUGGGCAAGGCAAUCUACGAGGACUACCUACCCAAGGCCCUCAAGGCUGGAUCGUUCAUCCCUGCCCCUGUCGCCCUCGUGGCUGGGAAGGGAUUAGAGAGUGUCCAGGCCGCGGUCGAUCUGCAGGCGCAGGGAACUUCAGCCCAGAAGGUGGUGGUUUCUUUGUGA